This is a messenger RNA of Myripristis murdjan (pinecone soldierfish), 1316 nucleotides long. Its product is annotated as gastrula zinc finger protein XlCGF8.2DB-like. Gene Ontology annotation, cellular component: nucleus. Gene Ontology annotation, molecular function: DNA-binding transcription factor activity, RNA polymerase II-specific. The record is from RefSeq and is a predicted model, not a curated record. Bases 113 to 1030 code for a protein of 305 amino acids. Gene Ontology annotation, biological process: regulation of transcription by RNA polymerase II. NCBI's taxonomy places the organism in Eukaryota, Metazoa, Chordata, Actinopteri, Holocentriformes, Holocentridae. The transcript has a single exon.
CACUGUGAAGAGUGAAGAUGAUGAAGAGGAAGCUCAGUGCUCACAGCUUCAUCAGAGCCAAACUGAGGAGAACAGAGAGGCAGAGCCUCCAGCCAGCAGCUCCACUGAACAGAUGAAAACAGAAGCUGAUGGAGAGGAAGCAGCCAGGAACUCAGAUCCAGCUGCUGAUUUCCAAGCAACUAGUGAGGGCCAGCUCCUCUCUUCACACUCUUCUGAAGCUGAGACUGAUGACAGUGAUGACUGGGAGGAGAGCAGAGAGCCUCAGUCAGGUUCAAACCCACAGAGUGAACUCCUUUUCAGUGAUGAUGGAUCUGAUGAUGCAGAGAAACCAUCUUCCUGCUCUGUGAACAAGAACACAGGAGAGAAACUGUGGAGUUGCUCUUUUUGUGGUAAAAACUUUAAACUAAAAGGAACCUUAAACAGACACAUGAUGAUGCACAAGGGAGAGAAACCAUUUCACUGCUCAGUCUGCGGUAAAGGUGUUACAUGGAAACAUGACCUCAACAUACACAUGCGAACUCACACAGGAGAGAAACCUUUCAGCUGCUCACUUUGUGGUAAAUGUUUUGCACAGAAAGAACACCUUAAAACUCACAUGAGAGUUCACACAAGAGAGAAACCAUUCAUGUGCACAGUCUGUGGCAAAAGCUUUACACGAAAAGAACACCGUAAGACUCACAUGAGAAUUCACACGGGAGAGAAACCGUUUAGCUGCUCAGUCUGCGGUAAAGGUUUCACACGGAAAGAACACCGUAAAACUCACAUGAGAAUUCACACAGGGGAGAAACCAUUUAGCUGCUUAGUCUGUGGGAAAGGUUUUAUAUUGAAAGAUUACCUCAACAGACAUGUGCGAAUUCACACAGGAGAGAAACCUUUUCGCUGCUCGUUCUGCGACAGAGCUUUCAAUGAUGAAAGUAAUUUAAGGGCACACACCAAAGUCCACACACGAGAGAAAACGUUCAGCUGCAGUGUGUGUGGGAGGAGCUUCACCAGGCGUGCAGGUGUUAGCAGACACGAGUGUGCUGGUUAGACACCUGAACGCUGCUCACACACACGUUACGUUCCUGCAGGCUGAUGGAGUCAACACUGCUGCCCAGUACCUGUGUGUUUGCCACAGCCUGAGGGACAAUCAGCAACAAGCAACAAACUAAAUAAUAGCAGUAAUCAUAAAAGAAAUGAUAUAUUUUGAGCUAACAUAUAUUAUUGUAUUUUCUGUUGUACAUUCUGUGAUAGCCUUUUGUCUGUAUUUACAUUAAUCUGUUUAAUUUUUCUAUUUCUCAUAAACUUACUUUUACUACUACAGUUUAAAUUUCUGU